AUGUCCUCUUCGACGGGUCAAGACCAACUGACAUUGACAACGGGGUCGCUGUCGCCCGCAGCAGUCGCGGCGCUUGAGACGCUGCGUAGGCAGUACUUUGCCCUUGUGGCACCGUACAUGCUCCGCAUUCCCGGUUCUGAUGUGCUGGCGACGGCUCCUGCGCAGGAAUUCCUCGUCAACCGUCUGUUGGAAGGCCCACUGCCCCAGCCCGAGGCUGGUUAUGCACGAGGAUUCUGGCGCCGCGUGCUUCCUGUUAUUGAGGCGGGUGUGCAUGCCAUUGACGAUGACGACGAGGCGGCUGUUGACGAGAGGAUAUACGAAACGGUGGCCGGCCUCAUGGCAGCUCCCUCGACCAACGCGGAAGGUGCGCCAGCACAGUCGCACAAGACGUUCCUCUACGACCUCCCGAACAACGCGGGAGAGCGGAGCGUGACUCUACUCGAGGAACAGGUCGCUGUACAGGCCGGCACGACAGGCCUGCGUACAUGGACUGCGGCACUGCACCUCGCCCACCACUGCAUAUAUUCGCAAGACGAGUUGUUUGGCUCGGUCGAGGUGCCGCCAAUUGUGGAGAUUGGCGCCGGUACGGGGUUCCUCUCGAUCGUGCUUGCCCAGCUUGGUGCAGACGUCAUUGCGACGGACCUAGGCGGUGACGAGGAAGACGAGGAGGGAGAGGUGCGCCGUACACCUCUCGCACGGCUCAAGGCCAACAUCGAGCUCAACACCAGCGCUUCCCUCCGCCAUCCGCCCACUGCGCGGCCGCUCGACUGGAACCUCGCACGCGCACCAGUCUCGGAGCGCGGCGAGAGCUGGCUCGAGUGCGCUGCGCCCGCCCAAAGCGGAUCUCAACGGACAGUGCUCGCGGCGGACGUCAUCUAUGACCCGGAAAUUGUUCCCUUGCUGGUGGACACGAUCCACGAGCUCCUCCAGCCGUGGAAGGCGACGGGCAACGACGACUCGGCGGCGACUGCUCCCGAGCCUGUGGCGAUCAUUGCGGCUACGGUCCGCAACGAGCAGACGUUUGCCCUCUUCCUGGCGCGGUGCAAGGCCCAAAACCUUGACACGGAGCUGCUCCAGCUCGCGCCCAUGGAUCCCCAGCACCCGACGUUUUGGGAUACUGCGCUCGACGCUGGCACUCGUGUUGAGAUUGUGCGCAUCAAACGCAACGCCUAG
Messenger RNA from Apiotrichum porosum, 1173 nucleotides. RefSeq lists its product as uncharacterized. The transcript is spliced from 3 exons. Bases 1 to 1173 code for a protein of 390 amino acids. NCBI's taxonomy places the organism in Eukaryota, Fungi, Basidiomycota, Tremellomycetes, Trichosporonales, Trichosporonaceae. The record is from RefSeq and is a predicted model, not a curated record.